Messenger RNA from Fomitiporia mediterranea MF3/22, 807 nucleotides. RefSeq lists its product as uncharacterized. The record is from RefSeq and is a predicted model, not a curated record. Gene Ontology annotation, cellular component: nucleus. NCBI's taxonomy places the organism in Eukaryota, Fungi, Basidiomycota, Agaricomycetes, Hymenochaetales, Hymenochaetaceae. Gene Ontology annotation, molecular function: RNA polymerase II cis-regulatory region sequence-specific DNA binding; DNA-binding transcription factor activity, RNA polymerase II-specific. Bases 1 to 807 code for a protein of 268 amino acids. Gene Ontology annotation, biological process: regulation of transcription by RNA polymerase II. The transcript is spliced from 5 exons.
AUGCCUGUAAACUCGUAUUACCCAGACCCGCCUAGUGACCUCACAGGCGGGCUCCCAAUUAAUCUCGAUUCUUUGCGUGACGGGCCUCCUGGGAGCAAGCCGUUCUAUCCAUAUUCGACUCUCAUUCGGUACGCGAUCAAGGGAUCACCGACGGGCAAGCUGCUGUUAGAGGACAUCUAUUACGCUAUUGAAAGUCGAUUCCCUUAUUUCCGCACUGCACCUUCAGGCUGGAAGAACUCUGUCCGACACAACCUUUCACUUAAUCCAUGCUUUGAAAAGGUCGCACGGCCGCUCACGGACAGAGGCAAGGGCUCAUACUGGACCGUGAAUGAUAACAUCGACCCCCGGACUGGUGUGCACCGUAUCCGAAAGAAGAGGACACACAAAUCAAAGCGAUCUUCGCACAGCGAGGGUGAACACGAUGUUGACUACGCGCGUGACGACGGCGCUGCACCGUCGACAUCUGCCGGCUUUGAGACUGGUGGCCCAGCUUACGAUCAACAAGUGAUGCCUCCACCACCUGGUCCUGAGGACGUUUCUUCUGCAAAUCCAUACAUGUAUAUUGACGCGAACGGGAACGUGAACUGGCGAUCUCUUUGGCAUAACGAACUCACAAAACUGCAGCAUGUUACAGCAGAACAGGACAAGGUACAAGCCAGUGAAGAAUGGUACAGGGAUAUGUUUUUCCGGUUCAAGCAAGUGAUGUCGACGCCAACUGGUGUUUAUCAAAUGGGAGUCGUUGCUGAGAUGCCUCCGCAAGUGAUGCAACCUCCACAGGAGCUGCAGGAGCAGGAGCAACCUCAGUGA